AUGUCAACAAUCGGUUAUAUUGGAGCUUCCCUGUGCCUUGUAGGAGUUCUCUCAUCCCUAUUCUCAAUCUCUCACAUCGUUUCUGACAUCAAUUCUCUUCGUUCCGAAGUUGAAGGUCGUGUCGAUGAGUUUAAGGUUCUUGCCGAUGACACGUGGCAACGUCUUCUGAUCCUCCAAUCUCCAACUGGGGAAACCGAGAAUGUGAUGCCCUCGAUCUUCCGUUCCAAGAGAUUCGUCUACCCAGGAAUGUGCAACUGCGACAGCAACUCUCAAGGAUGUCCAGCAGGACCACCAGGACCACCAGGACUUCCAGGAAAGCGUGGAGACGAAGGACAGCCAGGAGACCUCGGAAGAACUGGAGCCACUGGAAUCUCUCUCGCUGCCGUGCACCAUAUUCCAGGAGGAUGUAUCCAAUGCCCAGCCGGACCAGCCGGACCACCAGGACCACAAGGACCAGUUGGAAAUCAAGGGUUCCCAGGAGUGGUCGGACCAUGUGGACCAUCUGGAGACGAUGGACAGCCAGGACCACAAGGAGUUCAGGGAGAUAAGGGAGCGCAAGGACCAAAAGGCUUCGAUGGAGCUGAUGGACCAGAUGGUAUGCCAGGAACCGCUUACUUCCCAGGAGCACAAGGACAGCCAGGAGAGCCAGGAUGGUUGGGACACCCGGGACUUCCAGGAAAGCAUGGAGAGCCAGGACAGGAUGGAGAGGAAGGACCAAAGGGAGCACCAGGAACACCGGGAGCCAAUGGAAGAGAUGCCUAUCCAGGACAACCAGGAAAGGCUGGAGAGCCAGGAAGUGUUGGAAAGGACGCCAACUACUGUCCAUGCCCAGCCCGCCGCGAUUCCAAGACCGAAUCCGUCCACGAGCCACCAGCAGCCUCCCAAAAUGGAGGAUACAGAAAGGCCAAGAGACACUAA
Molecule: messenger RNA, 918 nt
Organism: Caenorhabditis briggsae
Lineage: Eukaryota; Metazoa; Nematoda; Chromadorea; Rhabditida; Rhabditidae
Gene: Cbr-col-90
Product: Protein CBR-COL-90
Exons: 2
Coding region: 1-918 (305 amino acids)
Molecular function (GO): structural constituent of cuticle
Source: RefSeq, a predicted model, not a curated record